AUGCCGGAGCUGCUGGACCAGUACGACGAGGCCAGGUGUGAGGGGUACCCGCGGGGGUUCAAGGACUUGGGGCGGCCGUUCGGCGCCGACAGCGACCUGGGCAUCGACCUGAGGGGCGUGGCGCCGGGAGGCAGCGUGUGCGGGGCGGCGGCCCGGAGGCCAGGCCAGCGGCUGGAGGAUUUCUACAACGAGGCCUACCCCAUGGCGAGGUACAAGGCCGGUCAGAGGGUGUGUUUGGUGUACCCAUCGAGAAACCACCGGGCGAUGGAAUUGCCAAGGGCCACAAACACCACUCAAGGGAAGUCCCUAUACGGCACGAGCCCCCUGAACCUCCCUGAUGGCGGAAUGUACAUUCUGGCAUCGCCACGAGAUCCAAAACGCGACCUGACAAUCGAGGACCUGUUUGACACGGAUGCAGGCGGCCUCAGCACGCCCAAGCCGGCCCGCGUGCUGGCCCCCCUGGGCGAGAGCGCCCCGGGCGUGGACGACAUGCGCGGCUACUCCAACUGCCCCGCCUUCGGCGUCAACGACCUGCUGGCGGGCAUCGUCCCAGACGACGCCCUGGGGCGCGACGCCUGCGGUCAGUGCUUCAUCGUCCCGCGCGACCUCGCCCCCGGCGCCUACACCUUCCACUGGUUCUUCCGAUUCAACAACAAGGAGGACGGCUUUGGGAUAGAGCCUGGGGAGCCCGACGAGGACUUCCUGACGUGCUUCGACGUCGUGGUGGAGAAGGGAGGGGAAGAGGACGCCGCGUGCCCGCUCGCGGGCGACGACGGCGGCUACCCGGGCAACGUGCCCGGCACGGGGCGGCACGCCGGGGUGCCCAGUCCGACAGGCUACACCGCCGGCGGGCCGAUCGACCCGUCCAGCAUCCUGCCCUGCGAGGCACCCGCCCCGUCCAAGGCCUCCCCGCUGAAGCCCAAAUCCCCCCCGCUCAAAGAAUCCCCCUCCACCGCGAAAUCGGGCCCCAAGAUGCCGCAGGGAAGGGACGGGGAUUCCGACGCCGAGCCGAUCGGCGGCUGCGCCGUGCAGUGGGGGAUCCUGUUCGACGGCGCACGCCUGAAUGGGAACGGCACUGAUCUCAUCCUCGACACUUCGCUGGAAUGCUGCGCGGCCUGCCGCGCCCACGCCCCUUCGCCCCCCGCCCGCCACCGCUGCAACAUGUUCGCCCACUGUCCCAUUGACGCAGAUCCGGCUGACUGCCCCCCGGGCGCAUGCCGCCUCAUGCACAGCCCCCACCCUCCCGUCGUCAAUUUCGACGCGCCGGAAAAGCCAGGAUGGGCCUCGGGGCUGUCGAGGUGCCGCGGCCGCAGGAAAUGCGCCACGCCGACAUGCAACGGGUGGGUGGAAGUAGGAUCCAAGCGGCCGGGCGGGAACGCGACGUUCAAUGAUGCCGGGGGCCUGGUGGUGGCGUCGCCGGAGGCGUGCUGCGCGAUGUGCGAGGGCCACGGCGAGUGCAGGGCGUGGACCAUGGACAGGCGGACGGGGGCCUGCGCGCUCAAGGCCUGGGCGCCGGGGCAGGUGGCGGACCCCAACUACUACAGCGGCAUCCCCAACAGCGAGUCCAUCGCAGGCGAAAUGUUGUCCGAGGCCCCCUGUCCUGUGGAGUCCGACGUGGAUUUCCCGGGUCCGGCGCUUGCCACGGCGCGGCCCAUCAUCGCGGCAGACAGCGCGGCGUGCUGCAGGGCGUGCGAGCGUCACGCGAAAUGUUACGCCUGGAGCAGGGACAAGGUCACUGGAGAGUGCCAGCUGAAGGGCAGGAUACUUGGGCGAGUGGCAAACGAGUCAAUGGAAGGGGGCACCGCCCUAUGA
Molecule: messenger RNA, 1812 nt
Organism: Ostreobium quekettii
Lineage: Eukaryota; Viridiplantae; Chlorophyta; Ulvophyceae; Bryopsidales; Ostreobiaceae
Source: the annotation of a GenBank genome assembly